AUGGCGACUGGGUCCAUCCAGCUCUCCCCUUACCCCGACUCUCCCGCUCACUAUUCCGACUUCGAUGACGAUGCAUCCUAUACUUAUUCUGCAUCUACCAACAGCUGGCAUGCAAGAUUCAUACAAGCCCUCCGCGGACACGAUUACUCUCCACUCCCCUCUCUUCCCCAAACAUCAAUAUCGCCGAAGAAAUUGCUACCGCGGGUCUUGGCACUAAUAUGGGUGCCCAUAGGCGUUGUAGCUGUCAUGGGUAUGCUAUACCUUUUUUACCCCUCUUCAAGAUACCACUAUGACUAUCUAUCCAUCCCUAUAUGCCAUGCCAAUAUUUCACGGCGGACCUCAAUUGAUCUCCAACAAUGGCAGACCAAAUACUCCCCUUCCGCUCUUUGCACGCCCACAAACCGACACUCAAUCCCAGAAUUAACAUACUCACAUUCCAGUACUUACGACCAGUUUACAAGCCAUCGCAAUGCAAGUCCCCCACCGUUCAGCCUGCUCCCUGUAACGCCGAUCCCCGGCGUGUGUCUAGAGGAUUACUUCAGUGGGCAACCGUGUAGCUGCACGGGUCAUGAGAACAUAACAGCAGAGCCGAUAGAUAUUGUUUGGGCUUGGGUGAAUGGGAGUGAUCCGUUGCACAUUGUAGCACUAGAAGAGACUCAGCGUGUGAACGGUUACGGUACUUCGAAGCCCAAACUCUACCGAAACCACAAUGAACUAAAAUAUUCCAUGCGCUCCGCCCUCAAGCAUUUUCGUCAUGGUCUUGGCUCUUUUCAUUUGUUGACGUCUGACAACGCGGCUGACGUCUCGGGGGAAGGCUCGGAGGAAAUACGGUACGGCCAACUUCCUCAGUGGCUAUCUGGUUCGCAAUGGCACGAUGGAAAUGUUUCAUUAGACAUUCAACAUCAUUCUCAAUUCUUUGUGCCCGGUGCCUAUUCUGGUCCUACGUUCAACAGCUUUGCCAUCGAGUCCCAGUUAGGCGACCUAUGCGGCGUUUCAGAGAAUUUCAUCUAUAUGAACGAUGACUACUUCUUCCAUGGUGACGUCGAGACGGAAGACUUCUAUACACACUUCUAUGGUCUAGUUCUUCGAUUCGAAUACUGGUUGGUCGUCCCUCCUCAGAACCCGUCUAAGAAGCCGCCGGAAGGGGAGUGGAGACCUCUCGAGUAUAGCAGCCAUCUGCUAUCUAAGCGGUUUGGAAACCGUUCGCGACCGUACAUUGUACACGCCCAAAAGGCGAUCAGUAUGCCCAUAAUGAACGAAAUGGCUGCCGGAAUGUGGGCUGAAGAGUUCAAUGCGACGGCUCGCCGACCAUUCAGAGGAAUGAACGGGCAUGGUGCACCCGGGGGUGAUAGUUCUCCCGUCCCUGAUGGCGACGACGUUCACCCUGGGUUCAUGUUCGGCAACUUCCUCAUUGAUCGCGCACGGGAAGCGCUCCUAUGGUCAUGGGUAGUGGCUCGUAUCGGUGGGAACGGAACACCCCCAUCCGAAGGUCGCGCUUGGGAUGAUGAAGAUGCGUGGACGUACGUCCACGCUUAUCGAGCGUGGAGUGAAAUCGGGGGUGAAGCUGGUGCAGCGUCCGUGUCAGUCGCGCAGCCCGAGAGGGAAACGCUCAGUUACGUCCGUGUUGAAGAUACUGUGCAUUCGAGAUUGGACCACAUGGAAAGCCAGUACUCGUUCUCUUCACAGGACGGAUGUCCGCUGGAGUAUACCUAUCCCAACUCACCCGGUCACCCACCCGGCCUUUCUUCAGAUCCGCAUUACACCAGUUACGGGUCUUCUCAGGCUGCGGAUUGCGUCGUCAGAUGGGACAAGUGCUUCGAGAAAAAAGGGGAGCCAAUAGCGACUGCGAGUGAAUUUUUCGUUCAUGUUGCCUUCGAGGAAGUCAGUUGCGGUGACUGCAUGAUCCGAGCGCUCAUGAGCGCCUCUGGACCUCUGGGCCUGUCCGAGUUUCUCCCGUCCCCAAACCGAACUAUUCCUUUACAAUUCUCCUUCUUGGCGGAUCGUAACGACACAGGGCUGAGCUCACCUCAUCUCCCGUUGACGACCGAAUAUCAUGCCAAGGAUUUUGUGCUGGAUACCGUGAUGGCUCCAUGGGCCCGGGAAGCCUUCAGGCGACGAGGCUGGGCAUCAGUGGAAGGUAUCAAUGUCAGAGAGUGGACCAUGAUGGUGUUGCAGAGGUAUCGCUAUGUUGUUGGGGAGCUACCGUUUAGGUUCGUGUCAAUAACGGAUGCCAGCGAAGCUCGCAGUACUGUUAAGGAGCUCCGAGAAAAUGAUAAACUCAGAUUGGUAUGUAUCAACGACGACGUGACUGAGGAAUCGGAUGUUCCGGCGGUGGACCAUGCGUUGCAAGGGUGGUUUUAUGAGAAAUGGCCAACACCAGCAGAGUGGGAGUCAGUAAGUUAA
Messenger RNA from Guyanagaster necrorhizus, 2403 nucleotides. RefSeq lists its product as uncharacterized. NCBI's taxonomy places the organism in Eukaryota, Fungi, Basidiomycota, Agaricomycetes, Agaricales, Physalacriaceae. Gene Ontology annotation, biological process: carbohydrate phosphorylation; N-glycan processing to lysosome. Gene Ontology annotation, molecular function: UDP-N-acetylglucosamine-lysosomal-enzyme N-acetylglucosaminephosphotransferase activity. The coding region runs from base 1 to 2403 and encodes 800 amino acids. Gene Ontology annotation, cellular component: Golgi apparatus. The record is from RefSeq and is a predicted model, not a curated record. The transcript has 5 exons.